Molecule: messenger RNA, 1131 nt
Organism: Phytophthora sojae
Lineage: Eukaryota; Oomycota; Peronosporomycetes; Peronosporales; Peronosporaceae
Exons: 1
Coding region: 1-1131 (376 amino acids)
Source: RefSeq, a predicted model, not a curated record
AUGAACCUCACCAAGAUCAUCGCGCACCUCGCCGUCCUGUCGGCUGUCAUGGGCUCGCUCACGGAGGCAGGCAACACCGAAGCACCAACUGCUACGACAUCCCCCGAUGUACCGACAGUAACAAUGACAGACUCCCCUUCGUUAACCUGGUCCAGCUCCGAAUCAAGUACAACAACCACCGGCGCAGUGUCGGCUGGUGUCGGCGUCGGUGUGAAUGGCGCGGCCAAUGCAGGCGUGUCGGGCGCUGCUAACGUCGGUGUCGGUGCUGCUGUUGCGGGCUCCACCAGGGGCGGUACUUCCGGCGGAGUGUCGGCUGGUGUCGGCGUCGGUGUGAAUGGCGCGGCCAAUGCAGGCGUGUCGGGCGCUGCUAACGUCGGUGUCGGUGCUGCUGUUGCGGGCUCCACCAGGGGCGGUACUUCCGGCGGAGUGUCGGCUGGUGUCGGCGUCGGUGUGAAUGGCGCGGCCAAUGCAGGCGUGUCGGGCGCUGCUAACGUCGGUGUCGGUGCUGCUGUUGCGGGCUCCACCAGGGGCGGUACUUCCGGCGGAGUGUCGGCUGGUGUCGGCGUCGGUGUGAAUGGCGCGGCCAAUGCAGGCGUGUCGGGCGCUGCUAACGUCGGUGUCGGUGCUGCUGUUGCGGGCUCCACCAGGGGCGGUACUUCCGGCGGAGUGUCGGCUGGUGUCGGCGUCGGUGUGAAUGGCGCGGCCAAUGCAGGCGUGUCGGGCGCUGCUAACGUCGGUGUCGGUGCUGCUGUUGCGGGCUCCACCAGGGGCGGUACUUCCGGCGGAGUGUCGGCUGGUGUCGGCGUCGGUGUGAAUGGCGCGGCCAAUGCAGGCGUGUCGGGCGCUGCUAACGUCGGUGUCGGUGCUGCUGUUGCGGGCUCCACCAGGGGCGGUACUUCCGGCGGAGUGUCGGCUGGUGUCGGCGUCGGUGUGAAUGGCGCGGCCAAUGCAGGCGUGUCGGGCGCUGCUAACGUCGGUGUCGGUGCUGCUGUUGCGGGCUCCACCAGGGGCGGUACUUCCGGCGGAGUGUCGGCUGGUGUCGGCGUCGGUGUGAAUGGCGCGGCCAAUGCAGGCGUGUCGGGCGCUGCUAACGUCGGUGUCCGCGCUGGCCUGCGCGGAUCUGCCAACUAG